AUCCGUUGGUGUACUAUCUCCUGAAACGUGAAACAUUGUCAGAACUUGCUGAUCAGGAUGUCAAAAGUGCUCAUUAUUUUUGCGAGUCUAAUUUACCUAAAUUACGCUUGUUUAAUUACAAAUUGUCCACGUGGUGGAAAAAGGGGUGAUAUUGCUUCUUCUUUGACAACUGCCAUACGAGAAUGUCCCUCGUGUGGUCCCAAUCAUCUGGGUCAAUGUUUCGGACCUCACAUCUGCUGCGGUCUUAAUAUUGGCUGCUUCAUAGGAACACCUGAAACAUACCGUUAAAAAGAAAGCCUAUAUACUAAGCCUUGUGUUGCUGGAUACGCAAUGUGUCGUGGAAAUACAGCGCGAUGCGCCGCAAAUAAUAUUUGCUGUUCGCAAGAUUUUUGCUAUAUGGAUACAUCGUGCAAAAUUUCUGAUGUUUCCAAUGAUCGUAAAAUUGAAACCGAUUUGAAUAUGAUAUUCCCAAGCAAUGAAGUCUGUAGUAAAAUACUUCAAUGAUGUAAAAUUUAAUAGUUUUUAAAAAUCUUUUAUCAUUGAGAAAAGAUUU
Molecule: messenger RNA, 553 nt
Organism: Nylanderia fulva
Lineage: Eukaryota; Metazoa; Arthropoda; Insecta; Hymenoptera; Formicidae
Product: neurophysin 1-like
Cellular component (GO): extracellular region; secretory granule
Molecular function (GO): neurohypophyseal hormone activity
Source: RefSeq, a predicted model, not a curated record